AUGUGGCUCAAUUUGUCAAAGCGUUGGGCGAGACCGGAAAGAGGUAAAAAUUUGCCGGCGAUGCCCUAUGUGACCAGUUCAUCAUGCGAGUGCUAUUUCUUCCGCUGGAACGACAGCUUCGCUGAAGUCGUCAAGCGUCCAAAAGAGUUGGAGGAUUGUGACCAGCUGGCCGGCCGAAUUCACCUCUCAGGCAGUGGUCAACGCGUGGCACAUUGA
Molecule: messenger RNA, 216 nt
Organism: Soboliphyme baturini
Lineage: Eukaryota; Metazoa; Nematoda; Enoplea; Dioctophymatida; Soboliphymatidae
Source: the annotation of a GenBank genome assembly